This is a messenger RNA of Phacochoerus africanus (Common warthog), 2010 nucleotides long. It is a transcript of the gene PINX1, whose product is annotated as PIN2 (TERF1) interacting telomerase inhibitor 1. The transcript is spliced from 10 exons. The coding region runs from base 718 to 1635 and encodes 305 amino acids. Gene Ontology annotation, cellular component: nucleolus. Lineage: Eukaryota; Metazoa; Chordata; Mammalia; Artiodactyla; Suidae. Gene Ontology annotation, biological process: regulation of ribosome biogenesis. The record is from RefSeq and is a predicted model, not a curated record. Gene Ontology annotation, molecular function: nucleic acid binding; telomerase inhibitor activity.
CGCGCCCUCGCCGCUGCAGUUCGCCCGGCGUGUGAGUCCUGUGGUUCUAGGUUCUCAGUAAGUCGGACGCACCGGAGCCAAAGUCGCUCAGGUUUCGAAGCCCUUGGCGUCACAGGCUCGGCGACAUGUCGAUGCUGGCUGAGCGGUGUUGGUGUGUUCAUUCUCAGAAAUGUCUCCUUCAUACAAGCCCCAGUCAGAGACCCUUGGCAGACACUGCUGUGUAGAGACAUGAACUCUGACACACACCAGGAAGCAGCCUCAGAGAGAACCCUGGUUAUCAAGGCCCAUCUCAAAUGCCACCUAUUAGCAGAGGCAGCGUUGGGCUGUGUGUUUCUUAAGAUAAGUAAAGUGGUAGCUUAGUCAUGUGUAGCAUUUUGGGGCCACCUUUUCCCUGCAAAGCACUGUAAAUUUGAGCCCUACUUGCUUUGCUUUAUAAGGAGUCUUUUUCUACCUAUGUGCUAGUAAAUGUUGAUUUAUUUUUGCUUGGGUAUAGAUAGUUGUGGGUCUCUUUAUUGAUUUUCCAUGCAGUACACCGAGCCUCUGACUGGAAGCUGUGUUACUUUUUCAUCUGCUAGGAGACUGCCAAGGCGUGAACUGCUGUUGGCAGUGAGUGAAGCAUAAGGAAGAAUAAAGCAUGAAGGUCGGCGGAAGCAGAAGUGGGCUGUGGAUCCGAGAAACACUGCAUGGAGUAAUGAUGACUCCAAGUUUGGCCAGAGAAUGCUAGAGAAGAUGGGAUGGUCUAAAGGAAAGGGUUUAGGGGCUCAGGAGCAAGGAGCCACAGAUCAUAUCAAAGUUCAAGUUAAAAACAACCACCUGGGACUUGGAGCUACGAUCAAUAAUGAAGACAACUGGAUUGCUCAUCAAGAUGAUUUUAACCAGCUUCUGGCUGCACUGAACACUUGCCAUGGGCAGGAAACAGCAGACUCCUCAGACAACAAGGAAAAGAAAUCUUUCAGCCUUGAAGAGAAGUCCAAAAUCUCCAAAAACCGUGUUCAUUAUAUGAAAUUCACAAAAGGGAAGGAUCUCUCAUCUCGGAGCAAAACAGAUCUUGACUGCAUUUUUGGAAAAAGGCAGAAGAAGACGACUCCUGAGAGGUUGAGCCAUCUCCUGGAUCCAAACAAGAGGCAGAUCUUGCCUGAAGGAAGUUUUUUGGAUUCUGACCAGGAGACGUCCAGCCCCGCCACUCCAGAGGGGACUGACACCUCCACCACGACCACCAGUGCCUUCACCAUCCAUGAGUACUUUGCCAAGCGCAUGGCAGAGCGAAAGAACAAGCUGCAGGACACCGCUGAGGGGCCAGGUGUUUCAGAGACCCCCCUGCGGAGCAAAAGGGGAAAGAAGAGAAAGAAAGAGGCGAAAGACAAAAGUGUGGAAAACGGCACCCAGCCCAAGGCCAAGAAGAAGAGAGCCCGAGCUGAGUGGCAGCUCGGAGACCCUGGCAGGGACGAGAAUUCUGGUGUCUCCGCUGAGGACGGAGAGGAUAGCAGGGAGGUACUCAGUGACCAGGACUUUCCCCUGAAGCCCAGAAGAAGGAAAGAAAAGAAAAAGCUACCAAAGCCGGUUGAGGCAGCAGUGGCCAGUAUGCUAGAUGAAACGCCAGUGAAAAAGAAGAAGAAAAAGAAAGAUUCUGAGUAAAUCUCUGAGCCAGGGCCUCCCGACCCCUCUGCCACCGGGGCUGCCGCGCCAGCUCCUCAGGCUCAGUCAGCAGGGCUCCCAGGCGCACAGUCCCCGACAUGCCCGGCCCCUGCCGUGUCUCGCCCUCGCCACAUUGUCCCACAUCCCAUUCCCAGAGCUGCUUAAUGUUCCAAGUCAUGGCCCUCAUAAACAGUACAUUUCUUUUAGACUCUGAAACCUUCAUGAACUGUGUUUCUUCAUAUUCGUGUGUGUGUGUGUGCACGCACGUGUGUGAAGGUCCACCACAGUCUGCAUUUGCUCUUUACUUCCUUUGGUAACAAUGAACUGUGCUUCCUUCUGAAGGACUUCGUCUAAUUAAAGGAUUAAGAGGCAAUA